This is a messenger RNA of Prorocentrum cordatum, 1290 nucleotides long. The record is from the annotation of a GenBank genome assembly. NCBI's taxonomy places the organism in Eukaryota, Dinophyceae, Prorocentrales, Prorocentraceae.
GAGGAGCUGUGCAGCUGGUUUUCUCCAGAGCGGGCAAGCACAUGUGCGAGCCCCACCCCUUCAGGGGAAGCAGAGCUCCGCGCGGAGUGCUUGGGUCCGCGCUGGGCCCCCGCGGCGGCGCCUCUGGCGCCGCCACCUGGCGCGCUCCCCGCGCCGGGGAGGGGGGGUCAGCGCAGGUCCAAGACAUCCGCGCGGAGCGCGAGAGGUUUCUGUUUAUGCCGUUGUUUCUUCUUCUGUUUUCUCCUCCUCCUCCUCCUCCUCCUCCUCCUCCUCGUGCGGAACACGACCUAGAGGAAACGCCUCGGGUCUCAGGAGAUUGGGGUCAGUACAAACGGGAGCCAGUCAGAGCGCCAGAGCUUGCAUCCUGCAGGGCCAGGGGUGCACUGGCCCGGUUUUGGGGUGCCAGGAUGCUGCAGGGCCUUGCAGCAUCAUGCAAGGCCUGACCGACCCGGGUCCGGUCGGACUGACCUGGGCCAGAAGAUCCCCGAAAGCCACGUCUACUGGCUCGAGGCAGGCAUCCCGAGCGAGCGUACAACUGUUCCAUCCCUGGCGGUUUUCCUCGACAUUUCGGCUUCUCGGGCUCGCUAUAUCCAUCACGCGUUGAUCCGGGACGGAGCCCCCCCCCACGAGGGAAGGGGAGCCAUGAGCUCAGGAAGCCGCGCGCCGAGCAGAUGCCACACCGCGGGACGUCUGGGCCCAGGGCUGCGGGGGCUCGGGGCCGCCGCGCGGAUCUCAGGGGAGGAGGCAGCGGCAGCAGCCAGCAACUCUCGGAGGCCUUCGGGGAGCGGCGCGGGUUCCCCGGCGGCGCCCGCGGAGCGCCACGCCCUGGCGCGCCCCGCGCGCGGGGGAGGCGGGGGCGCGGCGCCGAGCCGAGGCGUCCGCGCGGAGCUCUCCGGAGGCCUCUGCUCGUGCGGGCUGCUCUGCCUCGAGGGCUCCCGAGCUGCGGGGCUCGGGCCCCUGAGCCGCACGGCCUCCCCGCCCCCAGCGGCGCUCACCGCGGCGGGGGGUGGGCGAUGUGUGUCCGCUCGCCCAAAGCGCGGGGUUUGUAAUUGCAGGCCGGCUGUCCAGUAUCGUGCUGGAGCGCUGGGGCACUGCUCAGAUCCCAGGGCGCUCUGCGCCCCGCUCCUUGAAUUUUAGCGCGCCCCGCCCCAUGUUGUGCAAGGACCCAGACUUGCGCUCGCGUGCCAUCGGCGAAACGGUGGUCGAUGAAAUGUAUUUCUCCGUGCAGGCCGUUGCUAGGAUGAUGGACACAUGGGAUCACUGAACACUCUGGCAGAAUGAUUGUUUUCG